UAUUUUGUUUAUUUAAGUCAGAAUGUGUUUGUCAUCUGCUGUAUACCCACUGCUGUGUUUGCGUAUUAUACAAGUAGCUCCGCGUGUGAUGCGGCUCUUAAACUAUUUUGGUCAAAGACAAAACAUUUUAUACUCUUUUUUAAAAAGGUUGCCGAAACCCUGCGCUAGAUUUGACCGAAUUCUCCGGAUUAUAAGACGCGUUGGAAAGUAAGACGCACCCACAAUGUGUGCCCGGUGUCCAUAAAAUCAUUAAUACCUGUUUGCACGCGCAGCACACACCUCUUGGGCUUCGAAGACGCAUCCCCCAACGUAUUUUUCGCUUUUAAAUAGACGGCGAAUAAAGUCUCUCACAAUAGGGAGAAUACGGUAAACUGCUCCUUAAUAUCGGCUGAACGGAGUGCGGGUUGCCGUUCUGACUCGGCGAUGCGAUCAUUUAUAUUCCAGUUCACGCUUGCCCCGGAAUACAUUCGCGAAGGCUCGUUGACUCGAUGGGGCAACGCUGCGUCAGUGAGCAAUCAUCAUUGACUUUCAGGUGCCUUCCCUGCGGCGAUGCGCGUGCGUCAUGUACACACGCGUAGAUCGCUCAAAGUCACGCCGACCAACUCGUUAAAUGAAGUCACUGUAAGAGCAGCACGGAGGAGUGAUUAUAAUGCCAGCGCAAAGGAUAUCAUCGUCGUCGUCAUCAACAGCCAUGUUUCAUCCACUGCCGGAUGAAGGAGCUGCCCAGGUCGUAAGGGCAUCUCCUCGCGGUCUCACGACGCCACGAUCCGUAUGGCGUCUGGAAAUUAGCCGAAAUAAUCGCGGUGGUCGUCCUUUCGGAGGAACCUCAUCCAUAAAUCUCUGGACGAGGCAGUAAGCGCGUGUUGGGGUAUACAAGGUACGGAGGUCACAAAGAAGAUGGGAGCCUGGGUUUUUUCAGGAUAGUGCCAUUUCUAAAUAGCAACUCUGAAAGCAGUGGGUGAUUAAAGACUCAAGGACACUGAAAUAGCACUGAGGUUCAUGGAAUUAAUUCCAUGCGUGCAGGGAUUGCCGAGUUAGCUAAGGAUGUAAGCAGACAGCAGCUGAAGGGAGAAGGGUCAUUUGCCGGCAAUCAUUUUGUCGGAUAAAGAGCAGGUGACAGAGUGAGAGAGAUUGGCUCAGUCCAGCCCAAUGAAGUGAACGGUAGAACGGAGAGCUUUGAAGAAGCAAUUCAAGGGCUUUGAAGCAACAUUUUAUCAAUCGCCUGGGUCUAUAUGUCGAGAGGAGCAUUGCAAGAAGAGAGGGCACUCAAAGAGCUCGAGUUGAAAGGCAAAACAAUAUCCUGUUGGGAAGGAAGCAAUUGCAGGAACCCGAUUACAGACAGGAGAGUCUGCCGUAUUUGAGGAAUGGGCAACAGGUAAACAUUCUUCCUAUUACACGUAAAAUUAUCAUGGCCACGGUUUUUUGCGAUGGUAUCAAGUGAAUCCUGAGAAGGCAUUCCGUGAAUUUUUACAAGGCGUCUGUUGAAUUUCAAGAAGGCGUCCUGUGAAUUUUAAGGCGGAGGCGUCUCGUGAAUUUAGCGAGAGGCGGAAUUAUUCGACGCGACAAGCAGCUGGCGCAAUGAGAGGCAGGCGGAGCGCCAAGCCGGUUGCGGGGCAGGGGCUGCCGCGGCGAGAGGAGGAAGAGGAUGCGGGGGCGGUGGAAAAGGGGGGGCAGAGGGAAGGGGACGGCACCACGGUGCUGGAGCUGCCGCCGACGAUGACCGAGGAAGAGGUGCUGCACGUGCUGCGCGUGGUGGAGCGAGACGCGAGCCUGCGCCGCCGGGAGACGCGCAGAAUCCGCACCCUGAGGCAGGACGUGGAGGAGGAGGAGACCAAGGGCUCGCUGCUGUCCCGGCAGGAGCGCUUCAGCGGCAAGCGCUGCGUGCGCUGCUGCGCCGCCUUCUGCUGCCUCCUGAACGCGCGGCGCCGCUGCCAGGCGUGCCGCCGAUUCGUGUGCGCCCGCUGCUGCUGCAGCCGCCGCUGGUGCUGCGAGCGCGCCGAGCGUGGCUGGAGGUGCCGCACGUGCUGCAAGGCCACGCGCGUGGAGUCGCUCGCGCUGCGCUGGUUCUACGACGGCGCGCGCGCUCGUUUCGGCGGCUGCGGUGGCGCCGAGGUGGCAUGCGUGGUGCGGGCACGGCUGCGGCCCGCCUGGGAGGGCGGCUCCCACCUGGCAGACUCGCUGAUGGCUGAGGUGAGCGCUGCCGCGUGGCGCGCUGCCAGCGACGCCGUGCGCGAGGUCGUCUCCUCGCGGGCCGAGCGCCGGGGACGCCGCUCCGCGGGGACGCUCGCCGCCGGCGACGGCCCCACGACGCCGUCGCUCGCGCGCCAAAAGGGAGGGGUGGAGGAGGAGCGGCAGCUGGACAUCCUUCGCGGAAGCGGAGCCGUCCUCGUGAGCGAACUCACCGCCAGCAUCACCAGCAAGCUAUUGAACGGUGACGCCUCAUUUCCCGGUCACGGUGGGGUCCUCCACAUGCCGAGUAACGAUGGCGGUGACGGUGACCCCAUCACAUCCCCGGACACGGACAGCCCCCGCCGCUCCGCGCCCGCACGGCGGCGCGACCGUGCAUCCAUCGCACCAACCCACACCUCCGAGCUCCUUCCGGGCCCCGCCACAUCCGCUCACACCUGCGGGAACGUCGAGAACGCCGGGAACGUCGAGAACGUCGGGAGCGACGGGAACGCCGGGGGUGUGGGACGUCCCGUGACCGCAGCCGGCAAUGAUGCCAACGGCGAGGACGUCCCCCGCUGCUCCGACACGCCGGGCGAGGAGACGGACGAACCGCGCGGUCCCGGAGGCGUAGGGGUCUGUCGGGACGCUAGCCGCUCUUCCUCAACCGCCGACGGCCCCCCGGCCGAUCCAAGCAUCUCCCCCGGCGCCACCGUGGACCCAUCGCCGGCGGUGCCACCGCCCGACGCCGGACCUUCGCCGGUUGCCGCCGCGGGAGGGGAAACGAUCGGCGUGCGAGAUUCUUCGUAUGAGCAGCCGGCGUCAGUCGGGCGGAGGGCAGGCGGGGACCCGGGGGAAGAGUCGCCGUGGGGCCACCGCAGCGGCGACUACUCCGUCGACGACGAUGCCGUUCGUGCGACGCUGGGCCUUGGCCACCGUGGAAGAAGUCGGCGGCCGCGCGCAGACGCGGGUCCGACCGGGGCCGAGAGGCUUCCCCGGGCGAGCGACGGCCCCGGCGAAUCGCUCGUGCCCGAGGGCGGCGGCGAAUCGCGCUCCCCCGAACGCGGCCGCGAAGGUCGCGGCAGCCCAGCGGGGUGCGACGCCGGAGAAGCGGCGGGGGUUGGCGACGGGCCACCGACGGCCGCGGAGCGCGGGCCGAGGAGGACUUUGCAUGAGGGCCCAGCGCGGGUGCUUGGGGAGGGCUCGGCGGCCGAGGGUGCCGAUGGUGCCGAGGGCAGCCCGGGGUGCUUGGAUCAGCUGGCGGCGCUGUCCAGUCGCCUGGCGGUGCUAGAGAGCAGCCUGUGCCGCCUGGAGAGUGGACUAGCGCCGUCCCACACGUGGGCUCAGCGUGGGGUGAGGUCCGUGUCGUCUCCAGAGCUGGGCCAGCGUCACGGGGACGCGCCGCGCCCUCUGCGACGGGGCACGGUGCUGAGACACGGGCAGCGGCAGGAGAGGAUGUCCACUGGGAUCCUCGCCGAGGAGGAGGAGGCGGAGAACGAAGAGGAGGAGGACCAGGGAAAGGAUGAGACAGCUGCUGAUUCGGACUCUACCACCAUCGCCACAGAUGAGGGUGAUGCAGAGGAGGAGGUCGAGGUGGAGAUGCGGAAGAGGUACACGGCUGCCUCCCUGCGCAGCCUCACGACCCACGCGCUGCGCCUCAUCGCCGACGCCCAGCGGCUGCUGUCCCGGCCGGGCGCCGGCGAUGGCGGCCCCGCGCCGUCGCGACGCGUGGCCAGGGCGCUCGACCAGCGGCUGUCCGAGCUGGAGGAGAACGUGUACGUGGGCGCGGGCCAAGCCUUCGAGCUGGAGGAGGAGCUGCGGCACCUGGAGGAGGGGGCGCGCGGGAUCCACGCGGCGACCACGGAGCGCGAGCUCGCGUGGCUCGAGGAUCGCGUCGCCACCGCCUCGGCGCAGGUGCAGGGCGCCGAGGGACAGAUCUCUGACAUCGAGCAGUCCGUCUCCUGCCUGGGCGUCCGCCUGCCAGCCGGCCCCGUAACGAGACGCGAGCCGCAGGCUGCGCUCAUGGAGUCACCAAAGCCACGAAGCCGGAAGCUGCCAGCACCACCGGGAAGUGAGAGCUACGUGCAAGCGGACUGGAUGAGGGAGCUGUCCGGGGAGCCCUCGGAGUUCGCUUGAGCCCAGGGGCGACGUGGACGGUCGCCGCUUCGAGGCUGCUUCGAACUCCGCGAGUUAUCCACCGCCGCCGCCGCCGCCGCCGCCGCCACCGCCGCCGCCGCUGCUCUCGAGUGCCUUAAUGAAGCUGGAGCACCAGGCUCUCUCCCACCGGACUCCUCCGUGCGUGCGUUACUCUUGUCGGCCCUUUGUCCCCCGGGCACCAACCCACAAACCUGCACGGGAAGGCCACUCGACAAACCUUGCAGGCCACAUGCAGAGCGUGCAGGCUCACCCAAACGACGCUCUGUCUUUCUUGCGUGCCCUUUACCGACGGCGGCGUUGGUUUUUUGCGUUUCCUCCCUUUGCGGCCGUGCUUUCACAGCUCUCUCCAGCCGCGUUGUUUGGCGUGAGGUCCGACGUCGAAGCUCCCGGGAUGCGGAGUGAAAUGUUGGACGUCGCCCGCAGCGACCUGGAGAGACGUAGACGCGGACCGAGCGGUGUUAUCGUACGAGUUGCGUCUGUGUCAUGUCCCUCUCACCCCCCCCCCCCAUCCCUUCCAUGUCUUGUGCUGUGGCCGGUUGUAAUUCUGUGAGGUGAAGCAGAGAAGGGUGUUUUUUUUGUUUUGUUUUGCCGGUGCUUGGCGAGCUUCAAUGAACCCGCACGUCCGCACCUCCGAUUUGCACGGUUGGCUUCAUUCGAUGUGAAAGACGUUCAACGUACACGCAUAUGCACGUCCAGGGCAGUGGCCAGCUUCAGUGGCACCACGCUUGACAGACAGCUCCUUGGGAUGGCUGGAGAGGCACGCAAGGUCGUCGCGAGUUGAUGUGUGCUCUUUAUGCCACUGCACCUCGCCAUCGUUUCCUUCCUCGUGGCAAGAUCUCACAGCAGUCAGUUACACACGCAAUGAAUCGGCCAUCCGGGGUUUGCUCCUUUCUAUACUGUCAUCCCGCUCGAGAGAGCAGCCACGAAGGAUGAGGACACCUACUCCACAACCGGUGACCAAACGAUCGAACACAUCGUAAACUCCCCCCCCCACCCGCCGUCCAUUACGAGCAUUUCGAGGAGCUUCGAGUAGCUCCGAGUGGCGUACCCUCACUCGCUCGCACACUCAACGUCUCCUGAAGCCACUGGAUGGAUUUCAAAUUGGGAAAUCGAUUUGAGUUCGCUCCUCGAACCGCAUCCAGAUGACAAAGAACCCGGACUUCACACAUCUGUCCGCGUUAGGGAGGUCCGCACGCCUUAUGUUCGAGGUGUACCUUACUGCCCAUCAGUUUCCAUCCCCACACGGUCCACUCCGCUCCGUACCACCGCGCGUCUCUGCUUGCUGAGCCCCCUCCCCCGCCCGCCCGUCCCCGGUAAGAGCCCCGUGCUCACGUCACGUGCCCUUACAGCUCCUCUCCCGAACAAUCAGGGCUCUCGGCCUUACCGUGCUGCCCGCCCCGGUCCCGAGGUGCCUCCUCACAUUUCCAGCGUUGGGAACUCCUAGCCUGGGGCCCUUCAGACGGUUUACUUUCUCGUGAGUGUCCAGCUUCUCGGCCCUGCUGCCACUGGGAUCCUCGGCCAUGGCUUCAUCACAUCCCGAAUAGACGAGUGCAACUCUUUCCUCCACGGCCUCCCCAAAUUCCUCCUCUCCAAGCCUGCAGACGAUAAAAAAAGCCAACGCCAGACUCAAGGGUCUCGAGUGUUUAUUCCUUAAGCACGUGAGAAGUCAAGAGACCAGCGUUAGCCUCGUUUGGAAGAGUGACCGGGGGCAUUCGCCUGCCAGUAUGGGGCCGAUGAUUGCAAUGUUUGGUCCCAAUUAAAAAUACCCCUCCCGGACCCGUACACCGGACCCGCAUCACCCAUGGACUGAAGACCACUGGCUCCCACUACAAUCUCGGCUGAACUUGGGAGGUCGCGCCCUCCUGCCUUGAAGAUCCUCGAUGGGUUCACCACCCCGGCCACCUAGCCCGUCGCCUCUCUCCUCCGCUCCGGACACUUUUCACUGCAGGAACCAAGCAAGGCUUUAUAUCGAGAGUCCAGUCAAACCUUUACUGAGUGGGAGGUCGCUCUGUCCCUCGUGCUGCCCCCUAAUCCUGGAACGUCCUUCCCCUCCGAUGCUCUGUGCUGUUGCAAUUCCCGUGUGUCGGCCAGCGUGUGUUUAUUUGCUCCUGGGUGUGAUGAACACUGGGGUGUGUAAGUUGGUGCUUGUAGAUGUUUUGUGUGCGUAUCUGCAGUGGCACGUGGAAUGUAUAUUGAGCAGUCUCACAGAGGCUGCUGUCACGUGUGCUGGACCGACCAAUGAACAAUGCUUUUUGUGUUUAGUUUGUUGUCCUUCCUCCGCACCUCCAAUUUGCACGGUUGGCUACGUACGGUGCGAAAGAUGCGAUGCAUACGUACGCACAACACGGAGCGAUGCAUAUUUUUGUAGGGACCAUUUGUCCCCGAUGCAGCCCUCGCUUAGCACUCAAUCCCCAUAUAUGGGCAUUGCAGGAUAUGUUCGGUUGUGAUUGGUAACGUGAUAUGUAAAAAAAAAAUGAUAUAGUUGAAAGCUAAUCGAUUUUUUUUUUGCCCCGUGAGCACGAUCGCGCGAUGUGCAUCACAGACGGGCGGCGGAAACCGAUCGGGCGAGUGAGUGCGCCCUCCUCGAGGCGAGUCUGCCCCCGGUGACCCCCCCCCCCCCCAAACGAUUCCGAUGUCUCCUCCCUGCGUUGCGACCUUCGAUUGCGUUCGACGACUCAUUCGCGGGUGGAGAUUUUAAUGGCAGCACGUGGUUCUCUGCAGAGAGCCCUCUCAGCUCGGCUCGCGCGCUCGGGAUUGAGAGUGGGGGGGGGGGAGGUCGGUUGAUAAUAAAUGGGCGCGCGUGGUCGCCCACCUGACCCGCCUCUGAUGUGCAAACCGAAGCCGUACAUGGGUUUCAAUUGGUCCAAAUCGUUAAGUUAAUUACGAUGAGAUCAAUUGCCCUUCCCCCCGUGGGCCUCUCGUUCACAUUCAGAUUAUGAGCGAUCGCAUGAAUGAAGAUUAUUUCAGAGUUCAAUACUCUGGCAAGUCCUGGAGCUCUGUCGAAAAAAAUUUUUUUUUUGGGGGGGGGGAGGGCUUUUGUUCGAUUUAUUUUUAAAGCAUGUAUAUAUUUUAAAAAAGUGGCAGGCUCUACUGCCCAUAACAAUGAUAUCGAGUUUCAUUUUAAACGUGUAUAAAUAUACGGUAUGCAAAAAUUAUGAAUAAAUCUUGCGGGACUUGAGACAUUUAA
This is a messenger RNA of Petromyzon marinus (sea lamprey), 7510 nucleotides long. RefSeq lists its product as uncharacterized. Gene Ontology annotation, molecular function: myosin binding; small GTPase binding; actin binding. Gene Ontology annotation, cellular component: cortical actin cytoskeleton. Gene Ontology annotation, biological process: intracellular protein transport. NCBI's taxonomy places the organism in Eukaryota, Metazoa, Chordata, Hyperoartia, Petromyzontiformes, Petromyzontidae. The record is from RefSeq and is a predicted model, not a curated record.